Messenger RNA from Phasianus colchicus (ring-necked pheasant), 2703 nucleotides. NCBI's taxonomy places the organism in Eukaryota, Metazoa, Chordata, Aves, Galliformes, Phasianidae. The record is from RefSeq and is a predicted model, not a curated record.
CUCCCGCCACCAAGAUGGCUGCUGUGGAGCGGCGCCCAGGAGGCGGGAAGACGCGGCGUUCUGCGCAUGCGCCGCAGGGGCGUUGCGGCAGCCCUCCCGGUGGGGAGGGGAAGUGGGCGGGCCGGCGGGUGAGCGCCGAGUGGCGUGGCGGGGUCGGCGGAGAGCGGGGCGUUGUCAGGUCUGGAACUUGCUCUGAACUCCCCGAAAUCCGUCGUGGUUUCCUUCCUCGCACGCAGUGGCCUUUCAGUCAGCAGCGGUGGGCGCAGUGACUCUGCAGGAUUUACCUCUGCCUCGUGCUGGAGUGACCCGGCUUGCGGAGAGGCUGGGCGCGCUCACAGCAACGCGAUGGACCUUACAGACGGCUCAGCCCGUGUUCCAGCAGGGGUGGAAUCGUUAGCAGGAUCUGCGCGCAGUCUGAAAAGGCCCUCAGGCCAUAUCAGCAUCCGGGUGUAGUAUUUUGGAGGACUUUGUUGUGCUAGGCAUCGCUGAGGCUUUUGGCAAUAAGGGCUCCUUGAAGAUGUCUGGCUCAUUUUACUUCAACCUGUCUGGCUAUUUGCUGUUUAACUGCUGAAGUUUUCCUACUGCUUGUUCUCCUGAAUCCUUAAUCUAUCAAGUUGUCAGAAGUGGCUGCUAUGGAAUCAAGAUCAGCUGAACUAAGAAGAUGUGUUCAAGAUGAUCCAGCCAGAAGACUUCUUACUUCAUAGAAAUUCUGAUUUCAUUUGAUAUGUAAUAUCACUUGACUAACCUAAGUUCAGUUAUUUUUCUUGAAAAUAAGACACCUGUGGCCUUCAUCAGAAAUGUUUCUAACAUUUUCAAGAAAAAACAUGUCCCAGAAACUAAGCAUGUUUUUACUAGUUUUUGGAAUCAUUUGGGGUUUGAUGUUGCUACGCUACACUUUUCAGUAUCCAAGACGUCAAAGCAGUGCUGAGCUGCGUGGUCAGAUAUUAGACCUAAGUAAAAGAUAUGUCAAAGCACUGGCAGAAGAAAAUAAGAAUUUAAUGAAUGGUGGCAGUGGAGCCUCUGUAGCAGGAUAUGCUGAUCUUAAGAGAACAAUUGCUGUUCUUCUGGAUGAUAUCUUACAGCGUCUUGUGAAAUUGGAAAACAAAGUGGAUUACAUCAUUGUGAAUGGUUCAGCAACAAAUACCACUAAUGGAACUAGCAACCAAGUAUCAGUAAAUUCAAGUAAACGUGCAAAAGCAGCAGGCAACAUUAGAUAGCAAAGCAGGCUAUGAUGUGUUGCUACAUGUAUGAUAGGUCGUAAUUAAGACAAGCUUUUUAUCUCUGGCUAGGGCAAAGCAGUAGCUGACUCUAAACGAAGCAUAUGCUAUUCUGUUGAAGAAUGCGCUGGAUAUGUGUGUGUGUAUAUAUAUAUAUAGGCCUAACUUAUGUGCAUAAGGUUCUUAAAGCACUAUUUCAUUGCCUUUGAGCAGUGCUUCUAAAGUGAUCCUUGUUGUCUUUAAAGAUAUUUUGAUAUCAUGAUUUGAUGUAGUAUGCCCUUGGAUAGUAACAGUAAAUGGACAGCAAUGAGGAACUUAGAGGUAGGUUUAUAAAUGUAUUUAAUUAAGUAUAAAUAUAGCAUAUCUUUUGGAUAGGUGAGCAGCAUUGUAGCUUACUCAUUUUUGUGAUCUGCAUUAAACAGGUAACUGAGGAGAACAUCAUUAAACAGAUGUUAGAAAAUGUGUAUACUUAACAGUAUUUUGUUACUCAUUUACUAAAAUAUUAAAUUGAGGAUAGCGCUUUGGGGGGGAUAAUGUUUUAGAAUUGUGACCCAAAGAAGGUCUUUAUUUGCACUAUCAGAAUAGCUAGAGAGAAUUUACUGUAUAUUUAAGAAAAUCAAUUAUAAUAGGAAAACAUCCUAGGUAGUUACACUGUCCAGGUGUAUCCUUGUGUCAAAAUUAAGGCAGUUAGAUUACCAAAAGCAAACAUAAUUGUGAUGUCUUACGAUUGUUUCUUACUGAGAUAUUUAAGUGUAUGUAUUUUUUAACUGCAGAUGAAACUAUUUAAGCAAUGGAAAUAAGUUUUAGAUAUGUGAAUACUGUUUAUUUUUAUUCACUGCUGUUUCUUUUUAACUCAUGAGUAACUUGUGAUUUGUGAUGAGAAUAGCACACCAGCUCCCUGAAAUGCUUCCUUGAUCAGGAGGAAGAGCAACGAAGGGAGACAAAGCAUCUCUGCCUUUAACAGAGAUAUGUACUAAAGGUGUCUUAUCAUGGAAUAUUUCAGAGCUAAGGUAAUGUUUGCCUUAUGUCUAAGUUAGCCUUAUAGCAAAGUGAAUUGCAGUGUGGACGCACUGUAUUCCAAAUGUUACUGAAGUCAUAUUCAAGUGCCACUGAGCCUGCUUUUUUAAAAUGUAGUGAGUGGUGAAAGUUUUGCAGGGAGGGGAAGGGUAUGUUCAGGGACUUUUGCCAAAAACGUGCAAGUUAUUUAUCAUUUAAUGUGAGUGGGUCUUUUUCUUUGUUUUUUCUUUUAAGUGAUUGUCUAAUUUUAAUUAAAGAAAAACAUGCAGUAAAAAUGGGGGUGCUAGAUGAUAUACCAUCCAAAGUUCCGUGUCUUUCUUUUUUCCCCUGCUGUUACUCUGGAUUUGUAUAAUGGAAAAUGUAGUUAGAACCAUAGCAGACAGAUAACAUUUUUUUUCCUGUCAAAUUGUGUGUAAAGUUGUACUUCCUUGCAAAAAGAGAAAAAUAAAUUUUUAAUUGUACUUACAAA